Phalaenopsis equestris is the source of this 1074-nucleotide messenger RNA. RefSeq names its product glycerol-3-phosphate 2-O-acyltransferase 6-like. NCBI's taxonomy places the organism in Eukaryota, Viridiplantae, Streptophyta, Magnoliopsida, Asparagales, Orchidaceae. The record is from RefSeq and is a predicted model, not a curated record. Gene Ontology annotation, molecular function: phosphatase activity; glycerol-3-phosphate 2-O-acyltransferase activity. Gene Ontology annotation, cellular component: membrane. Gene Ontology annotation, biological process: cutin biosynthetic process.
GACGGUAAAAACAGCCGAGCGGUUCCCCGGAGCAAACUACUCCGACCCGUAAUCCUCCACGACGGCCGCCUCGCCCAACGACCAACUCCCCUCACCGCCCUCCUCACCUUCCUCUGGCUCCCCGUCGGCCUCCUCUCUCUCUCCCUCCUCCGUGUCUACAUCAACAUCCCUCUCCCCGAACGCAUCGUACGACACACCUACCGCCUCAUGGGCAUCAACCUCAUCGUCCGCGGCUCCCCUCCCUUGCCUCCCCCCUCCCCCGGCCAGCCCGGCGUCCUCCUCGUAUGCAAUCACCGCACCGUCCUCGACCCUGUCGUCACCGCUGUCGCCCUCGGCCGCAAAAUCUCCUGCGUCACCUACAGCAUCAGUCGCUUCUCCGAACUCAUCUCCCCCAUCCGCGCCGUCGCCCUCUCCCGCGACCGCGAAUCUGACGCUUGUCGCAUUCGCCGCCUUCUUGAAGAGGGCGAUCUCGUCGUCUGCCCUGAGGGGACCACCUGCCGCGAACCUUUUCUUUUGCGCUUCAGCGCGCUCUUCGCUGAGCUGACCGACCGCAUUGUCCCUGUGGCGAUUAAUACGAAACAGGGGUUGUUCUAUGGAACAUCUACUAGGGGAUGGAAGAUGCUGGAUCCAUAUUUCUGUUUUAUGAACCCUCGGCCGACAUUCGAGAUCACGUUCCUGAACCAGCUCCCGCGGGAGCUUACGGUAGCGGGAGGCCGCUCGGCCAUUGAGGUUGCCAAUUAUGUACAACGAGUGUUGGCCGCGACGCUGGGGUUUGAAUGUACAAAUUUUACGCGGAAGGACAAGUAUGCCAUGCUUGCCGGGACGGAUGGGAAGGUGCCAAUGGCGAGGUUGUCAAAGGGGAAGAAGGAUGGUCGCCAGACGGAGGAAGUGGAAUUGAAAUAACGGGAGGGUGCGGUUAAGUUAGAAUUGGGUGACGUCAUUGUUUUAGUUUCAGUUUGAUUGGAUUCAAGUCGUGUGUUUGUUUUGGGGAAAAUAAAUUUUAAUAUGAUGACGAUGUAGUAUGAAAAAAAAAUUACGAUGAUUGUGGUAUAUGUACGAAGAUUUACAUUUCUA